Molecule: messenger RNA, 10038 nt
Organism: Oreochromis aureus
Lineage: Eukaryota; Metazoa; Chordata; Actinopteri; Cichliformes; Cichlidae
Gene: abcc9
Product: ATP-binding cassette, sub-family C (CFTR/MRP), member 9
Exons: 40
Coding region: 219-4925 (1568 amino acids)
Biological process (GO): transmembrane transport; potassium ion transport
Cellular component (GO): membrane
Molecular function (GO): ABC-type transporter activity; ATP binding; sulfonylurea receptor activity
Source: RefSeq, a predicted model, not a curated record
AGCUGAAUCUUUUGCGGAGCUAAAAAUAAUCAACUUUUUCCCUCUCCAACUCUCACCGUAUUUUGUUUCUGUUCCUCUCCCUCCUUUCUUCCUUUCUUUCCUUUGUCUGUUUUCCUUGUGUUUGUUUUUAUUUACAUUUUUUUUUAAAUUCAAGCAUUCUGAAUGAGACGGUGUUGAUAAGGAUUAUUACUUUACUCUGAGACUGACUCAGGACUCAUAUGGAGCAGUUGGAUGGUGGCAGGGCCUUGUCAUUUUGUGGCAACAAAAGCAACGCCUACAGUGUGACAAAGGGCGUACUGAACAAUCCCUGCUUCGUGGAUGCUCUCAACCUGGUUCCUCAUGUCUUCCUGCUCUUCAUCACCUUCCCCAUCCUCUUCAUUGGUUGGGGCAGUCAGAGCUCUAAAGUCCAGAUCCAUCAUAACACAUGGCUUCAUUUCCCUGGGCACAACAUGAGGUGGAUCCUCACCUUCUUGCUGCUAUUAGUCCACGUCUGUGAGUUUUCAGAAGGCAUCGUCUGCAACAUGGUGAUGGGUACCAACCACCUCCAUCUCUUCAUGCCAGCAUUCAUGGGUUUUGUAGCAGCCACAACAUCAGUCAUUUACUACCACAACAUAGAAACAUCCAACUUUCCCAAACUGCUGCUUGUCCUUUUCAUCUACUGGGUGCUGGCGUUCAUCACAAAGUCCAUAAAGUUGUGGAAGUUUGCCGAGGACAAAGAUGCAUCACAGUAUCUCAGGUUGUACAUCACUGCACUGUUAGUGAUCCUGUAUGGACUUCUGAUGGCCGUGGAGAUCAACGUCAUCAGAGUGAGGAAAUAUGUAUUCUUUGCCAACCCUCAGAAAGUUAAACCACCAGAAGAUUUACAGGAUUUGGGGGUUCGUUUUCUGCAGCCUUUUGUCAACCUGCUGUCAAAGGCGACAUAUUGGUGGAUGAAUCCUCUCAUUGUCGGAGCCCAUAAGAGGCCUAUAGAGCUGAAGAAGAUCGGCAAGCUGCCCAUCGCCAUGAGAGCCCUCACCAACUACCUGCGGCUUAAAGACGCCUAUGAGGAUCAGAGGACACCUGAGGACCCGGAUAGAUCUCCGUCGAUCUGGCGCUCCAUGUAUCGAGCGUUUGGCCGUCCCAUCCUGCUCAGCAGCACCUUCCGCUACUUGGCAGAUCUGCUAGGCUUUGCUGGGCCCCUCUGCAUCUCUGGGAUCGUUGAGCAGCUGAAUUGUGAAAAAGAUCCAGUAGGCAACAACACAAUGGACACCCAUUCAGACAACUACCUCAUGUCUUCCAGUGACCUUCUGGAGAACAGCUCCAUCCUGGCUGUUCUUCUCUUCCUGGCUUUAAUCCUGCAGAGAACCUUCCUUCAGGCCUCGUACUACGUCACCAUUGAAACAGGCAUCAACAUGCGGGGAGCUCUGCUGGCAAUGAUCUACAACAAAAUCCUGCGCCUAUCCACCUCCAACAUGUCAAUGGGGGAGAUGACGUUGGGGCAGAUCAACAACCUGGUUGCUAUAGAAACCAACCAGCUCAUGUGGUUCCUCUUCCUCUGCCCCAACCUGUGGGCCAUGCCCGUACAGAUUGUGAUGGGAAUAAUUCUGCUCCGUCACUUUAUGGGUUCGAGUGCCUUGGUAGGAGCGUCUGUCAUAGUUCUGCUGGCUCCGGUCCAGUACCUUAUAGCUACAAAGCUGGCAGACACACAGAAAAUCACACUGGAACACAGUACAGAUCGUGUUAAAAAGACCACUGAGAUCCUAAAGGGCAUAAAGUUGUUGAAGCUGUACGCCUGGGAGAACAUCUUCUGUGACAGUGUGGAGGAGACCAGAGGCAAAGAGCUCACCAGCCUCAGGACCUUCGCCUUCUACACAUCCAUGUCCAUUUUCAUGAAUGCUGCUAUUCCCAUUGCUGCGGUUCUAGCCACAUUUGUGACGUAUCACAUCCUUAAUGACAAAGGCCCCAGUCCUUCUCAGGCCUUUGCAGCUCUGUCGCUGUUCCACAUCCUGGUCACCCCGCUCUUCCUGCUUUCCACUGUUGUCAGAUUUGCUGUGAAGGCUCUGGUUAGUGUUCAGAAGCUUGGUGAGUUUCUUCAGAGUGAUGAAAUUGGAGACGACAGCUGGAGAAAUGGUGACAUAUCUGUUUCCUUCGAAGCUGGAAAGAAACACAUGGGGAUGACCAAAGCCAUCAACAGGAAGCAGCCAAUACGCUACCAGAUGGACAACUAUGAGCAGCCAACCAGGCGACAGAUGAGACCCUCGGAGACGGAGGAUGUAGCUGUAAAGGUCACGGGUGGAUCCUUCACCUGGGGAAAUAACCUGUUGACACUGUCGGACAUCAACAUCCGCAUCCCAACAGGUCAGCUGACAAUGAUCGUGGGCCAGGUGGGUUGUGGGAAAUCCUCCCUGCUGCUGGCCAUGCUUGGAGAAAUGCAAGCCAUCGAGGGGGGAGUCUACUGGAGCAACAAGAACAGAAACUCUGUUGCCUAUGCUGCCCAGAAGUCCUGGCUGCUCAACGCUACUGUGGAGGAAAACAUCACCUUCGGCAGUCCAUUCAACAAACAGCGGUACAAAGCAGUGAUUGACGCCUGCUCUCUGCAGCCAGACAUUGACCUGCUGCCAUUCGGAGACCAGACUGAGAUUGGAGAGAGAGGCAUCAACCUGAGUGGAGGGCAGAGGCAGAGAAUCUGUGUGGCCAGAGCUUUGUACCAAAACACCAACAUCGUCUUCUUGGAUGAUCCAUUCUCAGCACUCGACAUCCACCUCAGUGAUCAUUUGAUGCAGGAAGGAAUCCUUAAAUUUCUGCAGGAUGAUAAACGAACCGUGGUUCUCGUCACCCACAAACUGCAAUAUCUAAUACAUGCAGACUGGAUUAUAGCGAUGAAGGAUGGGACAGUCCUGCGAGAGGGAACUCUGAAGGACAUCCAGACUCAUGACGUUGAACUUUAUGACCACUGGAAAACCCUGAUGAACAGGCAGGAUCAAGAGCUGGAGAAGGACAUUCAGCAGGACAGUCAAACAACACUUGAGAGGAAGACGCUGAGGAGAGCUUUCUACUCCAGAGAGGCCAAGAACCAAAUAGAUGAUGAAGAUGAAGAAGAAGAAGCCGAGGAGGAGGACGAUGACAACUUUUCCACGACCACCAACAGAAGGUCAAAGAUCCCGUGGAAGGUGUGCUGGUGUUACCUGUCUUCUGGGGGGUUCUUCAUGGUCUUCCUCAUGAUUUUCUCUAAACUCCUGAAACACUCCGUCAUUGUAGCCAUCGAUUACUGGUUGGCUAACUGGACGUCGAAAAUCAGUAACAGUUCAGGAACAGACAUGUUUAAUGGAACCAGACCCACCACCAGUAGCAUGAACGGCACCAACACCACAGUGCAGGACUCCUACAGUCUGCUAGUGUUCAUCAUCUUAUGCGCGGCUGGAAUCACUUUAUGCCUCAUCACCUCCCUCACUGUGGAAUUUCUGGGUCUUUCUGCAGCCACCAACCUGCACCACAACCUCCUCAACAAGAUCAUUCACGCUCCCAUCAGGUUCUUUGACAUCACUCCUUUGGGGCAGAUCCUCAACAGAUUCUCAGCUGAUACCAACAUCAUCGACCAGCAUAUUCCUUCAACGCUGGAAUCUUUGACGAGAUCCACGCUGCUCUGUUUGUCAGGCAUCGGGGUCAUAGCCUCAAUCACUCCUAUUUUCCUGGUCGCCUUGGUUCCCCUGGCUGUGGCCUUCUACUUCAUUCAGAAAUAUUUCAGAGUCGCCUCCAAGGACCUCCAAGACCUCGAUGACUCAACACAGCUUCCUCUGCUCUGCCACUUCUCUGAGACUGCAGAAGGUCUCACCACCAUACGAGCUUUCAGACACGAGGCUCGUUUCAAACAGCGCAUGCUGGAGCUGACCGACACCAACAACACAGCGUACCUGUUUCUGUCUGCUGCCAACCGCUGGCUCGAGGUCAGAACGGACUACCUUGGAGCAGUGAUUGUACUGGCUGCGGCGGCGGCCUCAAUAUGGAGUUUCCAUUACGGGCUUCAUCCCGGAGGUCUGGUGGGCCUCGGCCUCACCUACGCCCUCACUGUCACUAACUACCUGAACUGGGUUGUGAGGAACCUGGCAGACCUGGAGGUUCAGAUGGCAGCUGUGAAGAAGGUCAACAGCUUCCUCAGCACAGAGUCGGAGAACUACGAGGGCUCUAUGGAUGCCUCUCAGGUCCCUGAGAACUGGCCCCAGGACGGUGAGAUAAAGAUCCAGGGCCUGUGUGUGCGCUACGACCCAAUGCUCAAACCAGUGCUCAAACACGUAAACGCAUACAUCAAACCAGGCCAGAAGGUGGGAAUCUGUGGCCGCACAGGCAGCGGGAAGUCUUCUCUGUCGUUGGCUUUUUUCAACAUGGUGGAUGUUUUUGAAGGAAAGAUCAUCAUAGAUGGGAUUGACAUCUGUAAGCUUCCUCUGCAGACUCUCAGGUCUCGACUCUCGAUCAUCCUCCAGGACCCGGUCUUAUUUAGUGGAUCAAUAAGGUUUAAUCUCGAUCCGGAGAAGAUGUGCACUGAUGAUCGACUCUGGGAGGCCCUAGAGAUCGCUCAGCUCAAGAACAUGGUGAAAGCUUUGCCUGGAGGACUAGACGCUGUCGUGACAGAAGGAGGAGAGAACUUCAGCGUUGGGCAGCGGCAGCUCUUCUGUUUGGCUAGAGCUUUCGUCAGAAAGAGCAGCAUCUUCAUCAUGGAUGAAGCCACAGCAUCUAUAGACAUGGCCACGGAGAACAUCUUACAGAAAGUCGUGAUGACGGCGUUUGCAGAUAGGACAGUCGUAACAAUCGCACACCGUGUCCACACCAUCCUAACAGCUGAUCUGGUCAUUGUGAUGAAGCGAGGCAACAUCAUGGAGUACGACAAACCUGAGACUCUUUUGGAGCAGGAGGACGGGAUGUUUGCCUCGUUUGUCAAAGCUGACAUGUAGGGACACGCGGGACCCAACGGCUGACAGCCUGCUCAGUUUCUUGGUUUCUUUUUGUUUUUGUUUUUUUAACCUGAAUUAUUUUCUUGAUGAGGUGAACAGCCCUCUGAGAGACUACAGCACUGCGGGGAAGCCGGUAACAUACUGUUUCUGCAAGAAGAAGCUUCCCUGUGCACUCACCAAAAGGAGACGGGGUCAACUGUCAGUCAGUGGGUUUAAAAGCCAUACUAAAGAAUGAGUCCAUCGAUUGGUCUAUCCCGUUUUAUUUUGUUUGAAUUUAUCAAAACCCAAUAACACAAACCACGACAUUACCAGUAUUCUGACUGGAAAGCUCAUAGUAAUAAUAAAGAUAUAUCUUAUAUGUGAUGGAUGGCUAAUGCAAACUACAAAUGAAUAUAUUUUCUCACUUGUCUCAUAGAAAAUCUAAAGAUAUUUUUCCACCUUUCAAGAUUUUUUCAAGAUCUCCCUUCUAAACAAGAAGAUAAGCAAUAAAUAUAAUGCUUGCGGAGCUCACAGUAUUAAAACAGGCAGCCAGGCAGAUCUUACCUGUGCUCUAAGACUAAGAAUAGUGAGAACAGUUACUAGUUAAUAAAGAACUGAUAAAAAGCAAACAAAUUAAAGGUCAUCAAGCAAAGUUAUUUCAUUUCUUAUUGCCAGUAAAUCCCACGAAUGACCAAACCUACUAUAAAAUAUGUACUCAAAACAUACUAAAUAAUGCAACCACAAAUACAAAAAAAGCAAUAGAGUCUUAAAAACUGCAGUUGUGACCACUUGAUGCUGGCUUCAAAAAAUCUACACAGAUCCUGUGUUAAAAUGUCUAAAUUUACAAAAAAAACAUGUUGAUAAAGCAUCUAUCCCAGAUCGGUGCCUGCAGUUGCUGAAAAUUGGCCACAAAGAGGUGUACGGAGCUGCACUGACAACCGCUGUGGUUGCUUUGGUCUGUAGCAGAUUGCUGCAGUUGCAGGUUGUGCAGCAGUCAAACUGUGAGGAAUGCGAUGAAGACUGCAAAUGACGACUGUUCACCUUCAAAGUAAAAGUUGUUCCUUUUGUUGGUUUUGGCAGGACAAGUCAACAUUUGCAAUGCAAAUCUUCAAUUCUAGUGACAAAACAAAUGAAUCAGGGGCAACUUGGAGUUCAGCAUCUCGCUCACUUUUGACAUGCAGACUGGAUGAGCCACGAAUCAAACUUACCAACCUUUUGAUUGGUGGACAACCUGCUCCUCCUCCUGAGCUAAAGUUGGCCACAUGAUAGGUGUCUAGGACUAUACGACCCAUUUAAAUUGUAUAUAUGUUUAAAGUUAGGCAUUACUAGAACUAGAACUAGACAUCUCACCCAUGUUUAUGGCAUUGGCGUCUUUUGGAUCUGAUUUUUCUAGGUUUGUAUUAAACUUGUGGAUGCACUUUUCUAACCAAGCUAAUAAGCACUAGCUGAUAGCUUUUGGCUCCAUAAAAAUAAUGCUAAAGCCAUGACAUCAUGGUUGUUAUAACUACCAUAUUUAUAUAAAAUCUCUCUGAGAACACCGAAUAUGGAUUACCUGCCUUAACAAAUGCACUGUUACCUCUUUUUAACACAUUUUUACACCGUUUUAAAUGGAUUUGAAAGGUUUUCUUUAACAGAGUUCCUGGGAGUUGAGGGACGCCAUAGUAUUAAGACAGAGGCUAAUAUUAGUUGGUCUAUUCAUGGGAUUUGUAGACAGUAAGAAAUACAUUCAGUUUAUUAAAUAGAAAUUAUGGCUUUGAGAUUUCAUUUCAGGCGUUGAGGCUGUGAAAAGUGUAAAAUGUAAAGAUUUAAUAGUUGGAGAGUGAACAGAAGUGUUGUUUCAUAUUAAUAGAAUUUUUACAGUCUUUAAUUAUCUUGUGUAAAAAAUUUGUUACUUUUUAGAUCAUGCACCACCUCUAUUUAUACUGACUAGCACCUGUAUUAUGCAAUAAUAAUGAUGGAAGAUUUUUUAAAUGUAUUUAAAAUCCUUUUUAAAAAUGACUGUUGGCUCUUUGGCCAUUUUUUUUCCAAAUAACACAGUGGAAGGAUUUUAAAUCGACCCUUUUGUAUUCUACGCUACUUUUUGACUUUAAGUUCUGCCAUAGAGGUAACACUGAUAGAAAUGACAAAGCUGAUGGAAUCAUAUGGUUUUAUUAACCAGUUUAAGGAUGCAUUUAUAAUGAUAAAUAACAGAGCUGAUUGUUGUGGCCCUUCUUUGACUGAACAUGUGUUGCCAUUUUUCACAUGAAAUGCCAAAAAUGAGAUGUCACAAAAUACCAACAGGAGUUUCCAAAGUGAAAGCUGGAUCUUCUAUUUUUGGCCUACUUUUCCUUCCUCCCUGUUCUAUCAGUUGUACGUCUAUGCCUCCAUUAGUACAAACACUGUAAGGUGUCACGGCUCGGCCUGCAGCCGGUGAACCUGCUGUCUGUCUGCGGUCAUGCUUUGCUGAACUUUUUAUCCUCGGGGACAAUAGAUACCCAGCGUGGCUCCCGUUAACUCCAGAGAUCCUUCAUGGAUGUUUGAGAGGGUAGUGAUGUCUUUUCUUUUUUUUCUUUUUUUACUGAGGAAGAGCAGUAACUAGCAGUAACUUAAUAAUACUGUUAAUCAAUUCUAGGGGCUGAAAUUUAGAGCUGCAUCUCUAUUUCUGACAUUAAUAAUGAAAGAUUCGUAAUGAAUUGGAUGAAACCAAAUUAGAGCCCAUAGGAGAGACUGAAUUUUAGACUUGCAUUCACAAGAUGAACAUAAAGAUGAGUCCAUCUAAUAAAAAAGAGCUUUUGCAUAUGGGAGCUGCUCCCAUCUCUUUGAUGGGAUGAUAUCAAGACAUGUUUUUAGCCAGUAGUAAAAUAAUGAAACUUUAACACAUGAUCACUGUUUUUAUCAAACUGAUUGGAUUCUUCUUGGAAGUCCUAGCUAACACUUUUAGUUUUAUGUGCAAUGGAUUGUGUAAUAGGUUUAGAUUUAAUGUUUUCAUGUAGCUUUGUUUAAAGCAUCGAUUAAACUAGGAGAGUGCAUUUUCUGCUGGAAAUCCUAUUAGAGGCAGACACUUUGUCUCUGCAUGCAGAGUUAUGAAGGCAUUUUACAUGUAUAUUCAUAACCACAAGCCACCUUUAAAAAGUGAAAAAUGAACAUUUGAUAUAUAAUUUCUUUCAUCUGUACAAAAAAGUUGUAAUGUUGGCUAACUGACAUCCUAAAAAAGCUUAUUGAUGGGUUCUCGCUCGGCAUGUGUAAUUCAACUAAUGUGGAUCAGGUCUCAUAAAAUUUAAACUAUAGGAUGAUGUUGUGAGCUGUUGUACAUGUGUAAAUGUUAUUUUAGUCCAUUGCUAGGUGGUUGCUAGGCAACGUAAUGGCAUCACAAUAUCUGACAUAGAUAAGAACCUUCGGGGGCCGGAGAUGCACCUGUGAGCCAAGUUUGUCUGCCUGACUUCUGAUGCUCUGGGAGGGGUUUGUGGACAAAGAAUCAAACAUGCAGACAGAGAUGCCAGAGUCCCUUCUUUUGCAUUGAAAGAAAAAUAUUUGGGAGACAGUAUCUCAUAAUUAUGACUGUUAUCUCCCAGAUAAAAGAAAACUUCUCAUCAUCGCAAGAUAAUGUACAAUAAUAGAUAAAUGCAACAGAAACGUGCCUGACAAUGUUCACACUGUGCACUGGGACAGGAAAUGGAACCACUUCAUAAUAUGCUUGGGAACUGUCGUGUUUUUAAUCAUUUUGAGAUUUAAUAAGCAACUUAGUGAUGGUUAUUGCAUCUGUUGGUUUCAAAUAAUAGAGAGUCAAGAUUCUUUGUAACUGUCAUUACAAUGCAAGUUUUCAUAUAAAAACAGAAGUCGUCCCUUUCUGUAGUUAAAAACACACACGCAACAUGCAUAUCAAUGAAUUAAUAGGCUAUUAAGCAAAACUAAAGAGGCUAUUAAGCAAAAGAAAAGGGUAAUAAGUUUUUUGAAUAUUUAAAAUGUCAUAAAUAUAAAUGUUAUCCAAAGGAAACAAGCUCAUUGCAAUCACUUUGCGCUGCCACUCCUGUGCUCUCAAACAUAAAAAUGACUGACCAACACUUUACGGAUCUCAAAUUAAGUGAUAAUAAAUCAUACAUGUGAGCCAAGGUCUCAGCUUUUGGGUGAUAUUUUCAGCGCACAGCAAUUGACAAUAUGUAGUUACAGCUCAGCAUUCAGUGCAUUUCUUUAGAAUAUCUUUUCCAAUCUCUCUGGGAGCGGUGCUAUUGUCCCUUUGUAUUAUUGUAUAUUAAUCAGACUUACUUUGCUUUUGGACUAAAUUUUGAAACUUUGUACUGUACAGUGUUGAAUGCCAAACAUGAUUUUUCAGCCUUUUCUUGUUUAAAUAAUCUUAUGUUUCAUCUCAAGAAGUUGUCACUUAAGCUUUUGAACUUUGUGGUUUCUCAUUUUACAACUUGUUUUAAUAUAUAUAACACACACGAGGAUUACCAUCACACUUGGUGAUCACAAGCUUCGCCUGCACUUUUCUUUCCCCUGACAGCUUUAACUGUAACACUGAAUGUCUUUGUUGUUUUAUAGCUUUAUAUUCUGUCCCUGCAGUUCUUCCAAGUCCUCGUCCGUCUCCUCUGUUAGCGAUCGAGUACUCUUCCUCUUCUUUGAUCCUCGUUCAGCUGCACUUUUUAUGCUCUUGGCCACCGUCACACUCAUAAAUCCUUUGUUUUCCUUGCUGUGCUUCGAUGCUGCUCCUGUUCUGAACCUGCACACGGCUGCCUUGUAAACUCAUCCUCUCACACCCCAAACCACUUUUUGUCUUUGAAGCUGACAUUUUACACCAAGAGCAAAAAAGCAGCGGUCCCAUUUUUCCACGUUACACUUUGCACAGGUUUUUUCACUCAAAGAAUGUCUCUUUUCGAUCAGGUGUCACGUGUGUUUUAGUUUUUGGGAACAAACAAGUACAUAAAAACAGCAAACAGCGGGUGGAAAUGCGAGGGGACUGCAUGUAACUCAUUGUUGCAGAGAGCUUUACUUGCGUUCAUGAAGUUGACUGUUAACAGAGUGCAUCUUAAAUACUGACAUCGUUCUCACAGAUCAGUUUGGAGAUGGUCAUUUUUUUCUAUAUGUACAUUCUGUAUGUAGUAGCCUGUAUAUCCAAGGGUUUAAACAUAUAUAUAUAUAUAUUAAACUGCUAUUAUUA